Messenger RNA from Pestalotiopsis fici W106-1, 1197 nucleotides. RefSeq lists its product as uncharacterized. Lineage: Eukaryota; Fungi; Ascomycota; Sordariomycetes; Amphisphaeriales; Sporocadaceae. The record is from RefSeq and is a predicted model, not a curated record. The transcript has 3 exons. The coding region runs from base 1 to 1197 and encodes 398 amino acids.
AUGUCGCCGAAAGAGAAUAAAGCCCCAAGAGCCAAGGCUGAUACAGCCGGCACGGUAGAAAACAUCAGACUCGUACGUACAGGAGUGCUAUGUAACGGCGAGCUUGCAACUUACAGCAAAGCCAAAUCGCACAAUCCAAGAAACAAUGCGCCAAACCUUUUACCAAAUGACAUUGACGAAGUCUCCGAUGCGCUUUUUGGCCUCAACGAUUUACAGUUACGACGUCACGCACCAGUCCAUCCGCUCAGCUUAGCCUAUGUUCUUCAGUCUUUGCUUCAUGCUGCCCCAGAGUCUGUCCAAGCCAAAGUCAUCAUACCAGGUCCGACGCUCUCUGACGAGCUUUUUGGUAACACAAGCCAAGAGGAUUUUGAAAUACACAUCUCGAAGAAGUCUAGGACUGCUGGCUCGCAAAAGGCGAAGGACUUUUGGGAAAGUGUUCGACAAAAGGAGUUUAUCUUCUGGCCCGUGCAGAGUGAUGCGGGUGUUUGGUCUACGCUGGUUUUGCACCUCUGUAUCUCAGACGAGGGCAUUGAUUAUGACACGGUCACCGACUUUGCCGUGGUCGAUGCGUCUCGUUCUGCAGAGGGACAAGAACGCGUCUCCCGUGUGGCCUCUCGCGUGGGACAGUUGUUCGGCUGCGGAGAUGUGAACUGGCGUUCUGCCAGACAACAUGAAAUAUGGGUGCCUCCACAGCUCGAGGACUGGGAGGCAGGUAUACGAUGCUUCGAACUCAUUCGUCAGCUACUGUGCCGUGUUACGGACGGAUUUUGUAACGACCGAGCAUUUGACUGGGAUCGAGACUUUGGCCCGCCGACCAGCGGAUGGCUUAAUGUGGACUUCAUCCGCCACGAGAUGAUAGGCAUGGCCCAGGAACGAUGUAACACAAUUCUCAACUAUUCAUGCCGAUACGCUCUUGAGCCUAUCUUGGAGAUACGUCUCGAAGAAGAUAUAAAUCUUCCGCCGGGCUGUCUGGCUCCUAUAGAUGAUGUCAAGCAUGCUUAUAUCCCGGGUACGGAAGUUGCUGUUACAUAUGACGAUCAGAAUCCCGAAAAUGACAGCGAAGACAAUGAAAUGCUCUCAGAGGAAAUGUCUUUGAAUCGCGCCGACACGAACAGCGCAAGACAGCCAGCCGAGGCGGCCGAGUUAUCUCCUAGUGUGGAGGAAUCACAAGCAAAGCGCAUCAAGAUGGAUCAAUAA